Messenger RNA from Musa acuminata AAA Group (dessert banana), 4413 nucleotides. RefSeq lists its product as uncharacterized. The transcript has 6 exons. Lineage: Eukaryota; Viridiplantae; Streptophyta; Magnoliopsida; Zingiberales; Musaceae. The record is from RefSeq and is a predicted model, not a curated record. The coding region runs from base 1871 to 4270 and encodes 799 amino acids.
UCCGCCGCCGUUCUCCUCUCUCUGCCUUCUCCCUCACUACGCCCCGCUUCUUCUCCGACUACUGGCUGGCAACCCUGACCUACCAUCACAUUGUUCCACUGCUGCAUUCCGCGAUUCUUGGGGUAAUCCUACUUUUUCUUGGUCCGUCAAGGGAUCCGUUGCUUUAGGGUUUCUAAUCCGUCAGAUUUAUGGCGCAUGGACCGGUCACAGUGACGAAGAAUGAUUGAUCGUUGCUGAUUUGUAGUCUUAAUUGUUGCCGUGUAUCAAUGCGCGAGUCUGUUCGGCAGAUAACGAUUGGAGCAGCAUGUGAUCUGGUUACCUUUCAUGACAUUUUUUAGGGUGUUUUUGAUGACGUUGAGAGUAUUUUGCUCCAUCUCACAAUUUGUUCUUCUGAUUACCAGAUGGUUUGAAGGACUACAUCUGUUAUUGGAUCUAAUCUUCCUUCUAACUGUUGCUACUUUUAUGGUAGGAACCCAAUUGCCACGCCCUGAAAGCAUGGAAACAGUGAAUUAUUCAAUUGCUCCGACCAAACUCCGACAUUUAAAGAGUCAGAACAGUAGUGUUUCUCUCGAUUUGUAAGUGUUGCUUUUCCAAUUUCUUUGUUGCUUUUUGAUAUUGGAAGAGUUGGAAUACUGGUUUUAGAUCUCUAAUCAUUUCACUUCUGGACCAAUCUAUAAGAUAAAACAGAGAGCUAACAGUCAAUUCAGUUGCAGGUCAAGGAACAGGGCAAUUACUUCCGUCUGCUGUGUGACAUUCACCUCCAAUUCCUCGGACAAUGGACUUCAAGAAACCAAUAGCUUGCUUUCUGAUAUUGCAUCUGAUGUUAGCAAGAGGCAUUUGAUUAAAUCUAUGGUAUGGCGGUCAAGAAGCAAAGCCUAUCCGGGAGAACAAAUUGUUAUUCAUCCAUGCACAAUGUUCAACCAUCCCUAUUUAAUUUACUUGCUGCUCCGAUAGAUUUUCCUCUUGAAGAAUUUGAGGAAGGAAGAAUUUUAAACACGAGCAUUGGAACUUGCCCUUGAAGACAAUGAUCCACAUGCCAUUGUAUAUGUGAGUAUGAGUUACUGGCACCCUUUCCAGAUGGGGUGCUCUUCAUCAGGUUUGUAAUUGUGAUUGGCAUGCUAGUAAUCAACAAGUUGCUUAGCCCAUAAUAUAACAUGUAUCCAAGCUAUAAUUGUCUGCGGUAUAUCUUGACAAUUUGUAAUUUCUGUAUCUGAUACCACUGGCUCUUCAAUCAUGAAACUAUAUGUCACAUCAGACUUAUUGUCAAACCAGACUUCUUUCUUGUUAUUUGUCAUUUGUUGACAGAAUUCAUGCAUUCUGCACAGCCUCAGUUAUGCAAUUUUGUUACAGGCAUAAACAAACUAUAAAGUUGUGCAAUUCACUGCACCAGAAAUAUCAACAAGGUUAUUCUGACCUCAAUUUGCAUAUAUAUAAUUUAUUUGGCGAAACUUGGAUGUGAUUUGGAGUGCUUCUUUUAGUUUGUGAACUUUUAGCGCUCCUUUUGUUUUGACUAGAUAUAUAAAUGAUUUCAUUUUGAGUAAUUAUGAUUACAGAUAAAACAGCAAGCUCGUUAUGUUUCCCACAUUAUCAUCAAUUCUCUAUAUCUACUAGCAGUUCUAGCAUCCAUGUUCUCCAGAGGAUCAUUGGGUAGAUAACAAUUUCUUUUUCAUUUCUGUUGACAAUUAUGAAUUGUCUUCCAAAGUAAAUGUGUUGGUUUGUCUUUUUUUUUUAAACUUGACAAUAUUCACAUUUCAGGAAAGAUGAUUAGUCUGUAAAACUGCCAAUUUCUAUCAGUGAAACCAUGUUACGAACAUGAAGCUAAUGAUGAGCUACAAAGUUUCUCUAAGCCUGAGGAGGUUUUGGUUUUGCUAUGGGCAGCCAGCAAGAUGCGAGCUUAAGCAGUAUCAAUGUGUCGGCUGGGGGCCUGGUGUGGGUCCGCCGCCGAAAUGGAUCAUGGUGGCCUGGACGGACUGUGGGGCUGCAUGAACUGCCUGUGAAAUGCUUGCUUCCUCCGAGAUCGGGAACUCCCAUCAAGCUUCUUGGAAGAGAAGAUGGGAGCAUGGACUGGUAUAAUCUUGAGAAAUCAACACGUGUUAAAGCAUUUCGCUGUGGGGAGUUUGACGAAUGCAUCCAGAAGGCCAUGGCUUCUGCAGUUCAUUCAAGUAAAUUCUCAACCAGUACAGGGAAGUACGUCCACAGAGAAGAUGCCAUUCUUCAUGCCUUGGAGAUUGAGAAGUCUUACUUUCCUUCCAGAAAGCAGAAUGGCUCAGGAAUGAACAACUUCUACAGAGCAACAGGUUGUAAUUUUACCAAAAAAUCAAAAAAGAUGCAUAGACUUGACAAGCAACGAGGUUUGAUGGCCAGAAAAUUCGAUACUUUUGAAGAUAAUUCACCCCAAGAGAUACCUCAAUCUUUGGUGUCAUAUGAACAGCUGGAUAAGUUGAUUGCUGCUGAUGCUCAACUGAUGGAGAAAGAACAUUGGAGAACUCCAAAUGAUUCAGAAGGUGAAGGAAUAAACCAUGUGAGAGAUCUUCAGGACAUAGGAUUGGGGAUUAUAUCAACUAGAAAGCCUCAUGUGCAUGUUGAAACAGAAUUAUUUACUGACUUAGCCCUUCCUGACAGUGCUUCGCUCAGCGAAUCAAACAUAAAUAACAGGUUUUUUAGUUCUGGUCCAAUAAUAAGCUGUAAAAGUUCUGGUUCAUGCCUGAAACGGAAGCGAUCGAGUGCCAAAGCUCAUGAGGAUGUGAGAAGAGACUGUCACCAUGCUCUGACUAAAGUUUGCAAAGGUAGUAGGAUUAUAAUUCCGUCAUAUUGUUACUGGGAUGGUACUUUCGGAGGAUUCUGGCCUCUUAAAGAAGCUACUGAGAAAACAUCAAAGGAACUGCUAUCUAUUCCAAGUUGGACAAAUAUUACAUGUGGUUCAGGAACAUCGGGUGAAACAUUGUUGGGUGCAUCUGAGAGCACUUGUAAAUUUGAUGGCACAGACUUCAAUUCUCAAAUCAAGGACUGUGAACUUGCAAGCAUGUUGGAGUUCAUCGACAAUGAAUGCUCUGAUGGCCUGGUCGAUAUUCCCCUUGUAAUGGGUGACCAUAUUGGUGAAGAUUUUCAGAAGGCUUCUGAAUAUUGUCCGAUCAGAGAUCUUCUGCCACGUGUAGAUGAGAAGCAUUAUAAUGGUUGCUGCGAGGAUGAUCUUGUAUCACAUUUUGCUGAAGGGCUUAGAGAGAGUAGCUUUACUGAUUCUCGACAUCAGCUUAAUAGUGUCAAUAAGAAGGCAGAAAAGAGGAGUGUGGAACCACAUUUAAUCAGUAAAAAGAACCUGAAUUAUAUGAGGUUCAGUAGAAUUACAAAUUCUGAAAGCCACAUCAAUGGGGCCAAUCAAUCUGAGAAUUCCUUGGAUCAAAUGGAGAAGAAAAUUUUUUUUGCAGGCUUGGCCAGAAAAAUUGGCAGCAAUCAUUCGGAUGAAUUCUUGACUCUCGAUAGUUGUCAUUGUCAUUUAGUAAAGGAUGAAUCAGUUUCAGAGGCAUAUGAUGUUUCCCAAUCUCAGAGUUCUGAUCUUCCUUGCUCUUCUAGUGAAUGGGAACAUUGCCAGUCCGAAGCUUUAAAGCAUUGUGUAAUAAAUUGCUCUACCUCACUUCUACCCUCAAGAGACCAUGAGAGAUCAUCCAGGCGCCAGAUUCCUAUCUCCACUCUGAUGACUCGACAAUUGUUUCCUCGUGACCGAGUCUCUACUCUGACUUGCUCCAAGUACCAGGUUGUGAAGCAAAUAAGAAGUACAGGUCUCUGUUCUUCACUAUAUGAUGUUGAAUUGACUGUAGAAACAAAAACUGGCAGACCUCAUGUGCCUCUGAAUUCUCUCACGAGUAAAUUGAAUGGUAAAGCAAUUGUUGGCCAUCCUGCUCCCGUUGAGGUCAUGGAAGACGGCUCCAGUGAUACUCUGAUAACUAAGAACGACUGUUGGCCAGCUACAAGCAACAUUAAUCGGUCACUGAAGAAUGGAGUAGUAAUUAUUGGGAGAGCAACUCCUAGGAAGAAAGCAGCACAGACCUAUCAUGGCGUUCAAUGGGGGAACUAUGAUCAACUCAAUGUUCCUUCUCUUUUGGAAAGAAAACAUUCAAAUAGCAGAACAUCAAGGUUGUCUCCCAGAAAGAUCCGGAGGCUUUCAUCCAUCAGAAAGCCAGAGGUUGAAACGAUUGUGAGACCUGCUGUUGCAUGUGUUCCACUCGGACUUGUCUUUAGUAGGAUUACGGAAGCAUUUCCUUCAUCACUAUAGCUAACUCCAGUCAUUGUAACAAUUACUUCCCUUAAAGCGUGCCCAGAGAAAUCUGUUCUUCUACCUACAUAUCACUUCCUAGUUGGACACUGUAAAUUUUUGCCACCGGUUUGAUGCAUAGUGUUGCACAUAUCUUUCGAUUU